Helianthus annuus (common sunflower) is the source of this 579-nucleotide messenger RNA. RefSeq names its product zinc finger CCHC domain-containing protein 9-like. Lineage: Eukaryota; Viridiplantae; Streptophyta; Magnoliopsida; Asterales; Asteraceae. The coding region runs from base 1 to 579 and encodes 192 amino acids. Gene Ontology annotation, molecular function: nucleic acid binding; zinc ion binding. The transcript has a single exon. The record is from RefSeq and is a predicted model, not a curated record.
AUGACAAACUCGGAUAAGACAACCGUCAAUCGCACCAUUGAUGAUGCGACGCAUGCUAAUGAUGCUACAAUUGUGAACCUCAAAAUUAACAAAGGUGUUCUCCAAGCUAUGAUAGACGCAGCUGUUGGAAAAGCUGUGAGAAAGGCCGUGAAAAAGUUCAAGAAGCCCAAUGCUACUUGCUCCACAUCCCAUUUAAGACUACACUCCUUUACUCACGAGAAGGAUCUUGUUCAUACCUCGGAUACAAAGGAUGAACUAAAAAGGAAAAGGGAGAAAGAUAACUCCCAUGCUUCUAAGAAAAAGAGCAAGCCUGAGCUUAAGAAGAACAAACAAAAGUCUGACAAGAAACCUGUAUGUAAGACCUGCAAGAAGCGCCAUUACGGGAGAUGCAGAUUUGAAUCUAAACCUCUACCUUGUGGGAUUUGCAAAUCAAGUGAACAUAAAACAUUGGAUUGCAAGGACAUAAAGGAUGCAGUCUGCUACGACUGUAACGAGAAAGGCCACAUCAAGACUACGUGCCCUAGAUAUGCCAAAGGAGGUGUGGUUAAGGAUAGAAAGCCUGAGAAUGAAAGCGCUUAA